Messenger RNA from Sitophilus oryzae (rice weevil), 1005 nucleotides. RefSeq lists its product as uncharacterized. The record is from RefSeq and is a predicted model, not a curated record. NCBI's taxonomy places the organism in Eukaryota, Metazoa, Arthropoda, Insecta, Coleoptera, Curculionidae. The coding region runs from base 132 to 899 and encodes 255 amino acids. The transcript has 4 exons.
GAAAGCGGUCAAAGUCGCCUGGGCAGUACCCUGGCCGAUGUCUCUUGCGUUUCGCAUAUUAAAAGUCGAACAGAAGUUCCGAUCCACUUGAUAGCUGAAUGCAAAACUGAGCUCAGCUUAAUCAGUCAAUCAUGCGGCCCGGUGUACUGAUUCUAGUUGCAGUGGUGGCUGUCGGAAUGCCGACUAUCGCAUCGGCGAACAUAUUUGAGUACCUAUGGGCAGAUGGAUCAGGUAGUUCUGAAGUUCAAACUAGACAAGACAAUGAGGGUAUUAGUACAUGUGAUUGUGCCGGACCUGCUUGUCAAUGUUGUGUUGAUUUUAACUUGACAUAUAUCGAUCUAGGAGGACCAGGAUGUGUCCAGAUGGAAUAUAUAUCGCAAGAAGAAGGUAUUAAGCUUAAUGUGUCUUACGGAGAUAGUCUGCUGCACAGCCAGCAUGUUAAAGGACCGAAACCCAACGCAACUUGCAUGGCAUUAUUAACGAAUAUCGCUGACAUAUGUGCCAGGUUCUCUGAUUUGCUACCGCAUAAUGACGGUUUGAGAGGAUGCUUGUUACUGGAGCCCAAAUUACUAGGCGCAGUAACAACAACGUUCAGAAUAGGUUGCUUUACAAUGGGCCCAAAAGGUAUGAUUUUAGAACAACACAACACCACAGCCAUUGAAAAUACAGUAUCAAAUGCUACAGACGCAACUGAGAAUCAAAAUGAAUCGGAAAUCAUCAAUGGGAACCUGCUGGCUGUAGUAAAUGAGACUGCGGAACAGGGGUUGGCAUUUCUGGGCAAUCUAUUAGGGCUGGCUUUCAGCGAAACUGACGAAAUUGAGGCAGACAAGGAGAACUCCACGACAGCUCAAAUUGCAACGACCCUCGAUAACUCCACACCUGGCAAUGUUAAAAAAUAAACCUAAUUAAUUUAUUACUUUAUUUAUUUUUUUAUAUUUAUUUGUUUUUAUUUAAAUUAUUUUAGAAAUAUGCAAAGUAGAAAACAUUGUGUUAGAUGCAAAUAAA